Molecule: messenger RNA, 2513 nt
Organism: Panicum hallii
Lineage: Eukaryota; Viridiplantae; Streptophyta; Magnoliopsida; Poales; Poaceae
Product: ETHYLENE INSENSITIVE 3-like 1 protein
Exons: 2
Coding region: 289-2223 (644 amino acids)
Cellular component (GO): nucleus
Molecular function (GO): DNA-binding transcription factor activity; DNA binding
Source: RefSeq, a predicted model, not a curated record
CCAGAGGCCUUGGCCUCGCCCCCGUUCUUAUCUCCACUCGUGCCGCCUUCCCCCUCCCCCCCUUCCCUUUCUUUCUCCUCCCUCUUGCCGCGGCUCCUCUCCCACCUCCCCUCUUUGCCUCUCCCAGGUCAUGGCAAAGCUGGAGCAGCAGAGGAAAUAGUAGCAGCAAGUGGGAGAUAAACUGGGAGCUAGGUGAAUACUACAAGUAGCACUACAAGGAAGGACAGUCUAUCUGCCUGUGACUGCGAGUGAGUUUGCUUGGGUGCCGCCGUGUUUGUUGAGGUCGCGAUGAUGGGAGGUGGGCUGAUGAUGGAUCAGGGCAUGGUGUUCCCUGGCGUCCACAACUUCGUGGAUCUCCUGCAGCAGAACGGCGACAAGAACCUCGGCUUUGGGUCGCUGAUGCCGCAAACGUCGUCUGGCGACCAGUGCGUGAUGGGCGAGGGGGAUCUUGUCGACCCGCCGCCGGAGAGCUUCCCGGAUGCCGGGGAGGACGACAGCGAUGAUGACGUCGACGACAUCGAGGAGCUGGAGCGCCGCAUGUGGCGCGACCGCAUGAAGCUGAAGCGGCUCAGGGAGCUGCAGCAGAGCCGCGGCAAGGACCAGGCGGCUGCCGGCGGUGGAGGGGGCGAUGGGUCGUCCAAGCCAAGGCAGUCGCAGGAGCAGGCGCGGCGCAAGAAGAUGUCCCGCGCGCAGGAUGGCAUCCUCAAGUACAUGCUGAAGAUGAUGGAGGUGUGCCGUGCGCAGGGGUUCGUGUACGGGAUCAUCCCGGAGAAGGGCAAGCCGGUGAGCGGCGCCUCCGACAACCUCCGCGCCUGGUGGAAGGAGAAGGUCCGGUUCGAUCGGAACGGCCCGGCCGCCAUCGCCAAGUACCAGGCCGACAACGCCGUCCCUGGCGCCGAGAACGAGCUCGCCUCCGGUGCCGCCAGCCCGCACUCCCUGCAGGAGCUGCAGGACACCACGCUCGGCUCGCUGCUCUCGGCGCUGAUGCAGCACUGUGACCCCCCGCAGCGGCGCUACCCGCUGGAGAAGGGCGUGCCACCACCGUGGUGGCCCACCGGCGACGAGGAGUGGUGGCCGGAGCUCGGCAUCCCCAAGGACCAGGGCCCGCCCCCCUACAAGAAGCCUCACGACCUCAAGAAGGCCUGGAAGGUGAGCGUGCUGACCGCUGUCAUCAAGCACAUGUCGCCGGACAUCGAGAAGAUCCGCCGCCUCGUCCGCCAGUCCAAGUGCCUCCAGGACAAGAUGACCGCCAAGGAGAUCUCCACCUGGCUGGCGGUCGUCAAGCAGGAAGAGGAGCUGUACUUGAAGCUGCAUCCCGGCGCGCGCCCGCCGGCAUCUGCGGGCGGCAUCGCCAGCGCCAUAUCGUUCAACGCCAGCUCAAGCGAGUACGACGUCGACAUGGUUGAUGAGUGCAAGGGCGACGAGGCCGGCAACCAGAAGACGGCCGUCGCCGACCCAACCGCGUUCAACCUUGGCGCGGCUAUGCUGAGCGACAAGUUCCUCAUGCCGACGCCGAUGAAGGAGGAGACUGCUGAUGUUGAGUUCAUCCAGAAGAGGAGCGCGGCCGCCGCCGCGGAGCCAGAGCUGAUGCUGAACAACCGCGUGUACACCUGCAACAACGUCCACUGCCCGCACAGCGACUACAGCUACGGAUUCCUUGACCGGAACGCCCGCAACAGCCACCAGUACACCUGCAAGUACAACGAUCCUGUCCCGCAGAGCACUGAGAACAAGCCGCCGCCGCCGCCUCCACAGUCACAAACCUUCGAGGGGUCCUUCAACCAACCUAACCAGGCGCUGAACAAUCUGGAUUUCAGCCUGCCCAUGGACGGCCAGAGGUCCAUCGCCGAACUGAUGAACAUGUACGACAACAACUUCAUGACGAACAAGAACAUGAGCAGCGACAGUGUCAGCAUCAUGGAGAGGCCUAAUUCGCUGCCCCAGAGGAUGCAGAUGGAUGAUGGUUUCUUUGGACAGGGCAACGGUGUGUUCGAUGAUGUCAAUAGCAUGAUGCAGCAACCACAGCAGGCGCCAGUGCAGCAGCAGCAGCAGCCGGCACAGCAGCAGUUCUUCAUCCGCGACGACACUACCUAUGGGAGCCAAAUGGGCGACAUCGCCGGCACAUCGGAGUUCAGGUUUGGUUCUGGUUUCAACAUGUCUAGCACCGUCGACUACCCAGGCGCGGCGCAGCAGAAGAACGAUGGCCCCAAUUGGUACUACUGAACAAUAAAGUUGUAGGGCUUAAAAACCUCUCUAUAAGCUUUGGGUUUCUCCAUGGUGCUCCUUGGCUUCCAUGGGGGGAGCGUCUCCUAAGUUGUCAAGUCUAUAGGUCUUUGUCAUAUAGGUUUUGCAGUAGCUGCAAGAAAGCUGGAACCUGGAACUGGUUUAUACUUGUAUGUCCGUCCAGCCAUAAACCUCUUAUGAAAUCUUAAUGUUAUUUCUAGUUUAAUUUGUUAGCUUCAAAACUGUUCAUAUGUCUGGUUUGUUGAAAUGCUUGUGCUUUUCCUUGUGUA